AAUCUUAAAAUUCGUACACCUUCACCUCUUGUCCAAUUCCUUAACCCCAAAAUUACAAACAUCAUCACCACGAGCAACAUCACUACAAGACUUGCACUUCUCCCUUCAAAUCCUUAAAUUUGUAGACUCAAACACAUACAAUUGCAAAUGUCUUUCUUUUUCACUACCCACCAUCACCAUUUUUCCAUCACUAAGUCAAAUUCUCCACCUUUCUUCUCCAUCUUUAUAAACCCAUCACCGCCAAAUUCAAGAAUUUAACCCAAACACUGAAAAAUAAUGAAUCUUUUUUGGGUUCUUGUUUUUGCUGCCUUCUACUUCCCAAUUUCAAUUGCUACAAUCCCACCAGGCUCUUCACUUUUCGCUUCCAAUCUAAACCAAACAUGGCGAUCUCCCAACUCCACGUUCCACGUGGGUUUUACUCAACUGGGUUCUCUCUAUGUUGCUUCCAUCAAUUACAGUGGCGGAGUUUCUGUCUGGUCAGCUGGUGGCCCAUCAACGCCUGUUGAUGCUAACGGCGCCUUUCACUUCCGUCUUAACGGAACUCUCCAGCUUGUUAAUGGGUCUGGUUCGGUUCUUUGGGACUCGAAUACUUCCCAUCUGGGUGUCAAAUCAGCUUCACUUGAUGAUCUAGGUAAUCUUGUUUUAAUGAAUGGCAGUGGUGGUUCUGUUUGGUCCAGUUUCGAGAAUCCUACUGAUACUAUUGUUUCUAAUCAGAAUUUUACUAAAGAUCAAAUUUUGAAAUCUGGGUUGUUUUCUUUUAAGGUUCUUGAUUCUGGGAAUCUGACUUUGAGAUGGAAUGAUAGUGUAGUUUAUUGGAAUGAAGGUCUUAAUUCUUCUUUUGUUGUUGAUUCUAAUUUGAGUUUUCCUGUGUUGAGUUUGCAGUCCAUUGGGAUUUUAUCUAUUUCUGAUGUUAGUUUAUCUAGUGCUUAUAUUGUUGCUUAUAGUAAUGAUUAUGCUGAAGUUGGUGAUAUUUUGAGGUUUCUCAAGUUAGAUAGUGAUGGUAAUUUAAGGAUUUAUAGUUCUGCUUUAGGUAGUGGUACUACUACUAUGAGAUGGUCUGCUUUAGCUGAUCAAUGUCAGGUUUUCGGAUACUGUGGAAAUAUGGGGAUUUGUAGUUAUAUUAAUUCCAGUUCUAGUCCGAUUUGCGGCUGCCCUUCCCAGAAUUUUGAGUUUGUUGAUGCGAAUGAUAGACGGAAAGGAUGUAAAAGAAAGGUAGAGAUUCAAAAUUGUCCCGGGAGUGCUACUAUGUUACAAUUGGAUAAUGCCGAGUUUUUGACUUACCAACCUGAGUUAGCUUCUCAGGUUUUCUUCGUGGGGAUAUCGGCUUGUAGGUUGAAUUGUCUUGUGAGCAGUUCUUGUGUUGCUUCCACGUCUUUGUCCGAUGGAACUGGGUUGUGUUAUUUGAAAACGCCGAACUUUGUUAGCGGGUAUCAGAAUCCUGCUCUUCCUAGUACUUCAUAUGUGAAGGUUUGUGGUCCUGUGCAACCAAACCCUUCAGCGGAAUUGCAGAUUGCCGGGAAUAGCAAACGUAGUCUGCGUGUGUGGGUUAUUUGUGUUGUUGUUCUGGCUACCGUCAUCUUUUUGAUUGCUAUAGAGGGUGGUUUGUGGUGGUGGUGUUGUAGACAUAGUCCCACGCUUGGUAGUUUGUCAGCUCAGUAUGCACUUCUUGAGUACGCAUCUGGUGCACCUGUGCAGUUCUCAUACCGGGACCUGGACCACACGACAAAGGGGUUUAAGGAGAAGCUUGGAGAAGGUGGAUUCGGAGCUGUUUAUAAAGGGGUUCUUGCUAAUAGAACAGUGGUUGCAGUAAAACGACUCGAGGGGAUUGACCAGGGUGAGAAACAGUUCAGGAUGGAGGUGGCGACUAUAAGUAGCACUCACCAUUUGAAUUUGGUAAGAUUGAUUGGAUAUUGUUCAGAGGGGCGGCAUAGGCUUUUGGUGUAUGAGUUCAUGAAAAAUGGGUCACUCGAUAAUUUCCUUUUCACGACAGAUGAAAAGUCGGGGAAACUAUUGAACUGGGAGCGUAGAUUUAACAUUUCACUUGGAACCGCAAGAGGAAUCACUUAUCUUCACGAAGAAUGUCGAGAUUGCAUAGUUCAUUGCGAUAUCAAGCCAGAAAACAUUCUCUUGGAUGAGAAUUACAACGCAAAGGUGUCCGAUUUUGGUCUUGCAAAGCUCAUAAACUCGAAAGAUCACAGGUACAGAACUCUAAAAAGCGUCAGAGGGACAAGAGGGUAUUUGGCACCUGAGUGGCUUGCAAAUCUUCCAAUAACUUCAAAAUCAGAUGUUUACAGUUACGGAAUGGUUUUGUUGGAGAUAGUGAGUGGAAGAAGAAAUUUCGAUGUCUCCGAAGAAACAAAUAGAAAAAGGUUCUCGGUGUGGGCCUUUGAAGAGUUUGAGAAGGAUAAUGUGAGUGGAAUUGUGGACAAAAGGCUCACAGAAGAUGUUGAUAUACAACAAGCAACAAGGGCAAUUCAGGUGAGCUUAUGGUGCAUCCAAGAGCAACCAUCUCUAAGGCCGACGAUGGGAAAAGUGGUGCAGAUGUUAGAAGGAAUCAUAGAUAUCGAGAAACCGCCUGCUCCGAAUAAGUUAAAAACCGAAGGUUCGGGUAACAGUAUGAGCAUUAGCAUGAGCAGCUAUGGAAGUGCUAGUGCACUCUCAACCUUGGCAGACUCUGCGUCAGCGCCGACGCCCUCAUCAUUCUCUUCGUUUCAGACUAUCGGGGUUUCACCUUUGCCUUCCGUGAGGAAUACCGAGAAAACAUCGAUGUCGCUUUUAGGUUCUGAGCCUAACUGAACCUCUAUUUCAGUGUAAAGAAUGUUACUCAAAAGUGUAGUAUAUAGAACGAGACUUUAUGAUCACUAGGUUACUUGAUGUCUAUAUAUUCCAAUUUACUUCACAA
This is a messenger RNA of Mercurialis annua (annual mercury), 2902 nucleotides long. Its product is annotated as G-type lectin S-receptor-like serine/threonine-protein kinase At1g34300. NCBI's taxonomy places the organism in Eukaryota, Viridiplantae, Streptophyta, Magnoliopsida, Malpighiales, Euphorbiaceae. The record is from RefSeq and is a predicted model, not a curated record. Gene Ontology annotation, molecular function: ATP binding; protein serine/threonine kinase activity. Bases 277 to 2796 code for a protein of 839 amino acids. The transcript has a single exon. Gene Ontology annotation, biological process: recognition of pollen; protein phosphorylation.